AUGAACAAUCGAAAACAGCUAUUCUUUCCUCCAAGAUGGUUGAAAUGUCCACCAGUGGGCGACGUCCUCCUGGAUUUAUUUAUACCAUGCAAAACCCCAUUGGACGAUAAAUACACCGAUUUAAUUACUGACGAGGACGAUAUUUUUAAUCCUGAAUGUCUUUUUGAAGCUGUAAAACCGUUUCAACUGGGAAUGAUAGUUGAUUUAACCAAAUCCACCCGCUUCUAUCACCGUAAAGAAAUCGAAAAUCAUGGUUGCAAGUAUGUGAAAAUUGCUUGCAAGGGAAAUGAAGAAUGCCCUACUGCAGAACAAGUUCUUCUGUUUAAUGGUGUCAUCAACCAAUUCAAGGAAAUGAACAAAGAUAAUGACAAAAAGAUUGCUGUCCACUGUACACAUGGUUUCAAUCGUACCGGAUUUAUGAUUGUCUCUUAUCUCGUCCAAGAGUGUCAAUGCAGCCUGGAAUAUGCAUUGCAGCUCUUUACAGAGGCUCGAAAACCUGGCAUUUACAAAGCUGAUUACUUGAAAGAGUUGUACACGAGAUUUGACGACCCCGAGGACUGUCCUUUGCCUCCAGAAUUGCCUGAUUGGUGCAAUGAGGAGGAAAAUGGAGGCGACGCUUUAGUACCUCGAAAACGAAGACAUCCAGAUAGUCCAGUCGACGAUGACGUUGGUGCUGAUGAGGAAAACGGAGAAAGCUGUCUCUCAAAGAUCGCUCGAUUUCCCUUUACCCCUCCCGGCCAGCCCAAACUCAUGGAAGGAGUGACAGGCGUCGAAACACUCGACCAAUCCUCUCUUGAGGCACAUAAAGUGCGUACCGUUGUUGAUUACCUCAUUCGUUUUGGGGGCGUUCUCCCUCAUCGAGAUGAAGUUCCUACGACAAGCUCCGACUCUACUCCUCUCAAACAGCCUUUUGAAUCUCUCGAUCCUCCAGUCUCAAGUCUUUCUAGUGAUAUCCUUCACGAUCCCCUAGAUCUUGACCUCAAUCUUGACCCAACCAUACGAUUUAGAGGUAGUCAACCGAUCUCCAUGACCCGGCAAAAUGUUGCUCUCAUUGCUGACAAUCCCUAUUUGGCUUCAUACAAAUCGGAUGGCACUCGAUAUCUCAUGCUUAUCCAUGGGCCUGGAAGAGUCUUCUUAAUCGAUAGAGGUAACUUUGUCUACAAAGUGGGGUGUCUGGAAUUCCCCUCAUAUUUUUGGUUGAGCGGGGCACAAGAGGAGAUUGCCAAGGGAUCCAGACCUCCGGAUUUCAAUACAGCGACAGAUGGACAUCUUGUCAACACCCUAGUUGAUGGUGAAUUGGUCAAAUUUGACAAUACUCCCGAUAGACCCUUCAAAUUUCUCAUCUUUGAUGCGAUUGUAAUUCUGGGUCAUCCGAUUGGUCGGGCACCUUUUGAAAAGCGAUGGGAGUGGAUUGAAAAGUACGUGGUAUUUCCUCGCAAUAGGGCGGGUCAUAAGAAUCUCGUGAAUUUCGGCAAGCAGACCUUCUCGGUGCGAAGGAAACCUUUCUUCCCGAUCAAUAAAGUUGUUGAUCUGAUUAAAUUAACUCGGCGCGAAUUGGAACACGAGACUGAUGGAUUGAUAUUUCAACCUUGUGGUCUACACGACUACUACGUUCUCGGUACUUGCAAGAAGACUUUGAAGUGGAAGCCACCAGAGCUGAAUACAAUUGACUUUCUAUGCCGCAUUCGAUACCACACUGCUAUUGGAGAGGUGAGUCAUCAUGUAGGCGAUCUCUUUCUGGGAGGGGACUACAAAGUUCCUGCUGCAAAGUUGUCCAGAGUGACUUCAAAGGAGAUGGCUUACGAUGGUAAGAUAGUGGAAUGCGCUGUGGAUACCACUGCUCCUGGAGGCGGCUGGAAGGUGCUUCGAGUGAGGACGGACAAAACGGAGCCCAAUCACCAAUCUGUGGGGCUUAGAAUUAUGGAUAGUAUCAAAUACCCCGUUAAUGCACCUGAUGUUUUGCGCUACGUAAACGCUCGACUUCUCUACCUUCAACAACGUAGGAGAGAGGAGGAAGAGAGAUCAAGGCGAAUGGCUGAGAGGAAUUCUUCUACUGCCUCAUAA
Molecule: messenger RNA, 2064 nt
Organism: Rodentolepis nana
Lineage: Eukaryota; Metazoa; Platyhelminthes; Cestoda; Cyclophyllidea; Hymenolepididae
Source: the annotation of a GenBank genome assembly